AUGGAGUCACUGUUGGCAUCACAAUUAAAAGAAAUAAUUUUUCCAGUCUAUUAUACUGGUAGUGGUGGUGGCGGCGGCAGCGGCGAUGGGCAUCAUGGUGGUGGUAGCGGCAACAAUAGCAAUGGUAAUGGUGAUAGUGGUAAAGGUUGUGGUGGCGGUGGCAUCAUGGUGGUGGUGACGGUGACAGUAGCGGUGGUAGUGGUGAUGGUAGUGGUAAUGGUAGUGGUAGUGGUAGUGGUAGUAGCAGUAGUGAUGGCGCUAGUAGUAGUAAUGGCAGUGGCAUGA
Camellia sinensis is the source of this 285-nucleotide messenger RNA. The record is from RefSeq and is a predicted model, not a curated record. NCBI's taxonomy places the organism in Eukaryota, Viridiplantae, Streptophyta, Magnoliopsida, Ericales, Theaceae.